GUUCAUCAUUCAGUCCAUAUUCUUCAACACAAUUUGAACCAAUUGUGGAAUUACAGACAUUAUCGGACAACAACAAUAUUGAGAGGACCACUCAGAAUUAUAACUCUGUGCUGUGGUACGGGUAUCCGCCGGAGAUAUCUCAAGCAAAUAACAACCAUCAAUACUUAUACCAACCGCAGGGUGAUGCCUCUGCGAAUUCUUUUUAUGGAGCACAGCCUUAUGGAGGACCUACUGGAAAUGGUGAAGACCAAAAAAUGGCUUGUUUUAGUGAGAGUUAUGUGGGACCAGCGACGCCAACAAUAAGUGCACCACAGGCCGCGACGUUUGAUGUUAUGAAUCCAUGUUACUUUGAUCAGCAACAAGGACAUGGAGAAAGAUUCGAAGCGGGACAACCCGAAACAUUUCAGUAUUCAUCUAUCCUUUAUGAUGCCAGCACAGACCCCCAAGCAAUUUUCAAUGACGGGAACGAAGACGCGCAAGUUCCGGGUGAAGGGAGUUCCCCAAUGAAUGACCCCAAGGAUUAUGAAGCUCUCUUGAGGAACUUCCAUGGGGUAACCGUGGACGACAAUUCAGGCACCAACCAAAUCGAAAAUCUCUCAAACGAUUCCCGCAAUCAAGUGAACACUAAUCAGACAUCCAUUCCCAAUCAGCUUAUGGGCAACCAAUACGAACAGAAUUAUGACUACCGGCAGUACGGCUAUAAUCCAGAGCAUCAGCCGGAGAUAUCUCAAGCAAAUUGCAACUAUCAAUACUCAUACCAACCGCAGGGUGAUGCCCUUGCGAAUUCUUUUUAUGGACCAAAGCCUUAUGGUGGACCUACUGGAAAUGGUGAAGGUGAUAGACAUUUUUUACAUCCAUAUAUUCACCAACUUCCGGUUAUAUUCCACCCUUUCAUCACGCAAGUGCAAGAUGUGGAACAUGACGGAAAUUGUGGAUUUCGAGCGGUAGCUACUUGUCUUGGUUUUCCGAAGAACCAAUGGUUGACAAUUCGAUAUAAUUUAAUGGAAGAACUAAAGUCUCACGAGAUGGAAUAUACCAAGAUGUUUGGAUCUCAAGAAUGGUAUAAUAAGGUCUAUAACUCGUUGAAUUUUUUUAAAUCAGAUAGUGCACCAGUUGAGCACUGGAUGACUAUGCCGGAGAUGGGUUUUCUAAUUGCUUCUAGAUACAAUGUGAUACUACAUGUUUUGAGUAUGACCGGCAGUACGACAUAUUUACCGCUCCGAUCAAGCCCACCACCUUGGCACGAGCAUGUAGCAAUUGCGCUUGGUUACGUUAAUAAUAAUCAUUAUGUUAAGGUAACAUUGACAAGAGGGUACCCAAUACCUACUGUUGCUCCACAAUGGAAUUAUUUUAGAUAUGAUUGUGCAUAUGCAUGGAUUACUCCAUAUGAGCAUAGGAUCAAUAGUUACAAUGAGUAUGUAGACUCUAAUUGUACUCGUGAGCAUGUUAUAUUGGAGUGAAAUGGAAUGAAAUUUUCUUUUUUAUAUUU
Messenger RNA from Ipomoea triloba (trilobed morning glory), 1489 nucleotides. RefSeq lists its product as uncharacterized. The transcript is spliced from 9 exons. Lineage: Eukaryota; Viridiplantae; Streptophyta; Magnoliopsida; Solanales; Convolvulaceae. The record is from RefSeq and is a predicted model, not a curated record. Bases 255 to 1460 code for a protein of 401 amino acids.